UUCGCCACUUUUACCUUCUAUUUCCUCCCAAAUAAAAGUCAAGAUCAUGGCAAUUAUUUAAAAUAAUCGAUGUUUGGAAAUUUUUUCAUGUGAUAAUCAUCAAUUUAGCUCCAAUUUGUCAUUUGGUGGAGAAACUAAAAGCAAAAUGGACAUUGACUCAAUGAGUACCAGCUGUUUGAUGAAAUGCCUGAAUGGUGGAAUGGACUCCGUACAUGACUGCUCCAAGGGCAUUGCUGAAUUAGCACCCACACACCACCUUCAUCGGGGUAUCACUUGCUUUGAUAUCGUCGAGGUGUAUUUGCCAGAGUGGACAGUGCGACAGAUGGGCUUUGUGCAGGCUAUUCCCUCCUUCUAUGAGACCAGCCAAGGCUAUACGACCGGCACACGGUACCUACCUUUGCUUCUCCGGCUGUGUACUUGGAGGCAUGGAGUAGGUUCCCCUAUAGUGCCCGCCUUUGUGAUUAGGCACUUCGUCAGGCAUCUGUUCCAUCAGAGGUUGAUCCUAGUUACGUUGACUGGUUCAGAGUGUGCUCCCACCCAUACGUAGUCCCUGGCGAAGGACCGAGUGUCGGUUUUGGUCCAGCUGAAAGCUGAUUGGAAUACUUUCUGAAUGAAUGGCCGAGUCGAUUCGCUCCAUUGGCGAGACUGCCUCCUGUUGCGGAAAUGAACCCCCGGCAAAGACAUGCUUUAGAUGUAUACCUUAAUGAUUGUAAAGACAUGUUUACAUCAAUACUUUUAUUAAUUCAUGUUUACAUCGUUACCAUACACAAAGAAUUUCAUCUACAAGUUCUAUAGUAAUGACGUACACAAUAGUAUAACUAU
This is a messenger RNA of Amaranthus tricolor (Joseph's coat), 822 nucleotides long. RefSeq lists its product as uncharacterized. The record is from RefSeq and is a predicted model, not a curated record. The transcript is spliced from 3 exons. NCBI's taxonomy places the organism in Eukaryota, Viridiplantae, Streptophyta, Magnoliopsida, Caryophyllales, Amaranthaceae. Bases 146 to 547 code for a protein of 133 amino acids.